CAUACCUCCAGGACGCAUGCCGACAGCUCCGCCGCCAGCACCGCCUAUUUCUGUAGUCCCUCGUCCAGCUCCUGUAGCUCGGAAUGCCUAUCAGUCGACAGCUACACCGGCUGAUCUUUCUUAUAUUGAUCCAGCCCUUCUUAGGCCUACAGUUGCAUCUACGGCAGCAUCUACGGCAGCGCAUACAGAAGCGCAUACAGCAGCGCAUACAGCAGCGCAUACAGCAGCGCAUACAGCAGCGCAUACAGCAACACCUGCAGCUAAGAAGCGCGGCCGGCCGCCUGGUGCAAAGGAUAAGGUACCACGGAAAAAGCGUCCAGCAGGUGUUGAGGGGGGCACUGCUGAGUUAUUAAGCCGGCCGCCAAGCCGUAGGAACGUUGUAGCGCCUGCAGAGUAUAACUAUAAGGAGGAGGCUAAGAAGUAUAUGGAUUAGUAUAUAGAGUAGGUGCAGGUGGUAAUGCAGGGGGGCCAGGCUCGAUGCAAAGGAGCCGUAAUAAGGUGAGGUUUUAACAGGUUUAGCAUGCUUGUAGGCAUAUAGGCACUUCUAGAAUAGAACUUCUAUUCUAUACUAGACUUAGGCUUGUAUAUAAGGCUAUACAAAUCGGCAUAUAUUUUUUCCUAUUCGUGUAGCUAUAUAUAUAGCCGUACGUAAGGCCGUACGGCCUCGCGUAUAGUAUUACGUGUAGAUAGACGUAUAGGUAAAUGCCC
Mytilinidion resinicola is the source of this 708-nucleotide messenger RNA. RefSeq lists its product as uncharacterized. Lineage: Eukaryota; Fungi; Ascomycota; Dothideomycetes; Mytilinidiales; Mytilinidiaceae. The coding region runs from base 17 to 433 and encodes 138 amino acids. The transcript has 2 exons. The record is from RefSeq and is a predicted model, not a curated record.